Messenger RNA from Sander lucioperca (pikeperch), 6466 nucleotides. RefSeq names its product mucin-5B-like. The transcript is spliced from 43 exons. The coding region runs from base 113 to 6355 and encodes 2080 amino acids. Gene Ontology annotation, molecular function: protein binding. The record is from RefSeq and is a predicted model, not a curated record. Gene Ontology annotation, cellular component: extracellular matrix. Lineage: Eukaryota; Metazoa; Chordata; Actinopteri; Perciformes; Percidae.
UGGUAAAGGGUGGGUGGUUAAGGGUGUGUGCGUAUGGACACUGCUUAUAUAAACCAUUUGGUGGACUGUUUGUGCAGUUCCUCCUGGUUUCACAGAGAGAGCAUCAGGCAGCAUGACCUCGCAGCGAUGGAUGCUGGCAUUCUGCUUUUCACUGGCCUCAGUUUUAAGCCCAGGGGAAUCUAUCACAACAACAGAAACUCAGAAAUACACUUGCAGGACAUUUGGCAGCGGGGUUGUCCAGCCUUUCAACGGUUCAAGUUUCUAUGUUCGCUCCAACUGCCCAUUCACCCUAACCCGUUUCACCCACAACCGGGUGGAAUGUGAUAUCACCACACGGCGUGGUGACAACGGGCUGCUGGUCCGAGUUGAGAUCAUAAUCAACAAAGUCAGGACUGUUGUGCAGAAUGGGAGCAUCCUGGUGGAGAAGAAAAGUGUUUCCCUUCCAUAUGACCACACCUACCAGCAUAUCUUUCACUACGGCAUCUACACUAAACUGAAGAGCUCGCUGCUCCCUCUGUCUGUCACCUGGCACGAUGUACCAGGAGGAAUAGACUCUUUGCGGGUGGAGCUAGAGCAGAAGCUGAGCACCGACAUGACUGGACUGUGUGGAAAACACAACGUCCCAGGCAACAAGGACCAGUUGGUUAUGGAGAGCGUACUUGCUGAGGACACAUGUAAUACUCGAGAUCCUGUGUCCGCUGUGAAUCAAGUAUGCAAUAUGUUCAUUUCCAACACCUUGGAAUGUCUGCAAGUCAUGGCGCCUCAAUAUAUCCAACUCUGUCAAAAGAACAUUUACGGCUAUGAAAUGAGCAAAUACAUCGGCUGCGCUUUCUUCAAUGAAGUUGUCCAACAGUGUGGAAACAACAGCUAUGCCUGGAAGACAUGGAGAAGUGUAACCAAAUGUGCGGAGCCAAGUUGUUCAGGAGACCUGGUUUAUGUGGAACAGGGUGCGGCCUUUGUUCCCAGCUGCUCAAAUCCAAACCCUGGAUUCUCCAACCAAGAACUCACCAGCUCCUGUGUCUGCCCAAAGGGCAAGGUGCUUAAUGAUCACGCAGAUGGUUUCCACUGUGUGAGUGUGUCCAGCUGCCCCUGUGUCUUUGCUGGUAGGAGAUACUCACCCGGAGACAUGCGCAGAUCCAAGUGUCAGUCAUGUGUGUGUGACAGUGGAAAAUGGCAAUGCUCUGAAAACAACUGCCCCCCCAGAUGUCUCAUUGAAGGGCAGUUUGUGACAACAUUUGAUGGCAAACAAUAUGCCCUUCCCAGUAAAUGUACAUAUGUGGCUUCCCAGGGUCUCAACUGGACGAUAACAAUCAAGUUUUCUGAUGAGGCACCCUCUCUGGAAACAGUCACUCUUCUGCUUUCUCAGGAAAUGUAUACGUUUUCACACGACAAGGUUAAAUUCAGAGAGGAGGAAAUCACUGAACUUCAUCAGUCUGAUCAUGCUCUGGUUUUCUGGCAGUCCUCCAUGUAUGUCCAGGUCCACACAUCCUUUGGUAUGAAGAUCCAAGUCCAGGUGUCUCCUGAAAUCCAGCUGUACAUCACCCCACCCAGAAACCACACAGAGGUGAUCUCAGGUCUUUGUGGAAACCACAACAGUGACACCACAGACGACUUCACCACCAGCAGCAGGAUCAUCGAGAACUCCGCUCAACCUUUUGCUCAGUCCUGGAGUGUGGGUGCUUGUCCGGAGAACAUACACAGCACCUGCAUCAGCACAGACAAUGAAAUAUUUGCUGAUGAAAAGUGCUCUGUGUUGAACAACCCAACUGGAGUAUUUGCUCCAUGCCAUGGUUAUAUCCCAAUUGAUCACUACCACACGGCUUGCAUCCAAAGAACAUGUAACUGUGGCAGCAGUCUGCUGCAGUGCUUGUGUGUUGCCCUGGGCAGCUAUGCCAAAGCCUGUGCCAAUCUGGGUGUUGUAAUUGGUGACUGGAGGACAGCCACCAACUGCACUUUGAAAUGUGAGAAGAACCAAGAAUUCUUCUACAACAUGCAAGCCUGCAACCACACAUGCCGUUCCCUGUCUGGCCCUGACCCUCGCUGUGGGCUGGAAGACGCUCCUGUGGAGGGCUGUGGCUGUCCAGAGGGAACUCACCUGAACCAAGGAGACACCUGUUCCCCAAAGGCAGAGUGUGAUUGUCACUACUACCGCGGUACAACGCCCCCAGGGUCUGUUGUUAUCGACAGUCGACAGUGUGUCUGUGAGAAUGGAGAACUGAAAUGUUCUCAGGAUUGUGGGUGCAGAAAUGGGAAGGUUUGUGUUCAUUGCUCCGAGAACCUUUUUAACACAACUCAGAAAACCUGUGACAGUCUCAGCAAACCAAUGGGUGCCAAAAUGACCUGUGAGAGUGGCUGUUACUGCCCAAAUGACCAGUACGAAGAUCACCGUGGAAACUGUGUUUCUCUGCACAACUGCACCUGUGUGUACAGCGGCAAAGUAUUCAGUGCAGGACAGCAUGUCAAAACCAACUGUAAAACAUGUGUCUGUGAUCAGGGUAAGUGGGACUGCAAAGACGAGCCGUGCCCUGGGAAAUGUCAAGUUUACGGAAACGGACACUACCAGACCUUUGACUCCAAAUGGUACCGCUUUGAUGGACAAUGUCAGUACACACUUGUAGAGGAUGACUGUGGAACUAGAAACGGCACCUUCUCUGUCAGAGUGGAGGGUGUCCCCUGCUGUGAUGAGGCGCUUACCUGCUCUCGCUCUAUCGUCAUCGACCUGCAGGGCGAGGUCACCCUGACACUGAGUGACAUGAAGGUGACCAGACGCCAUCAUGAAGGCUGGACUCUGCAGGACCAUUCCCUUUACUCCACACACACUGUGGGACUCUACAUCAUAAUCUCAGUGCCAAGCAGAGGGAUAACUCUCAUCUGGGACAAACACACCCGGAUCACCAUAGAGCUGCGUGAAUACUGGAGGAACACAGUGUGCGGCCUCUGUGGGAAUUUUGACUUCAACGAGAUGAAUGACCUACGGAUAAGUGGCUCAGCAGUGGUGUCCAGUCCCCUGGCAUUUGGCAACAGCUGGAAAGCCGCCACACCCCCUUGCUCUGAUGUGACCACUGAGAUAUUUCCAUGUGAACGCAACUCUUACUGCUCAGCCUGGGCCCAGCGGCGCUGUAUGAUCAUUACAGGAGACACAUUCAAAGAUUGCCACUUAAAAGUGGAGCCAGAUCCCUACUACCAAGCCUGUGUGCAGGAGUCCUGCUCCUGUGAGUUUGAAGGGAAGUUUCUGGGCUUCUGCACAGCUGUGGCAGCCUACGCAGAGGCCUGCAGCGACCAGAAUGUGUGUGUAAAAUGGAGGACACCUGAUUUGUGCCCGGUCUACUGUGACUUCUACAACGAGCAAGGCCAGUGUAGCUGGCACUAUGAAGCCUGUGGUGAGAUGCUAACCUGCGGCAAAGACAACUACAUCAAUCACAAGUUGGAAGGUUGCUACCCCAGAUGUUCAAGGGCAGCGCCAUACUAUGAUGAAAAUACUGGUGAAUGCACUAAAUUGAGGAACUGCACCUGUUAUUUUAAUGACACUGUCAUUCAGCCUGGGGCAGCGGUGAUGAUACAGUCUAUAAAGUGCCGCUGUAAAAAUGGAACAAUAAACUGUCCACCUCCACCCACCACUACACCUGCCACCACUUUUACGUCUACCACUCCCACCACAACUGCUUCAAGUACCACUGAAACAGCCGUGUUUUCCACCAUCACUACACCAACAACUACAGCUGAAACAUGGUUAACAACGCCCCCCACCACCUCUACACCUAUGACGGCCAUUACCAACAUCUCAACUACUACUGAAAAAUGGUCAACUGUGCUUUCCACCUCUGUACCAGCAACUACAACUGCUUCAACUACCACUGAAACGACCGUGUUUUCCACCAUCACUACACCAACAACUACAGCUGAAACACGGUUAACAACGCCCCUCACCACCUCUACACCAAUGACAACGAUCACCAAUGUCUCAACUACUACUGAAAAAUGGUCAACUGGGUUUUCCACCACCUCUACACCAACAAAUACCUCAACUACCACUGUACCCUCAGUAACCCCUACAGAAGUGACAAACACAACAGGAACCACUACUAGCUCGAGCAACACAUCAUCUACGACCAGAAUGAGCACAACUACUUCAAUGACAACUGCUGCCUCAACAGAAUCACAGCCCACAGAGACAGUUAUACCAACGGAUACCAGCAUAUUUCAACCAACAACAAAACAGCCAACAGCAACAACACUUCAAUCAACAACCACCUUUGAAACCAAUGCUACAUCUGCUGAAACCUCAGGCCCGACUGAAGUAACUGAAACACUGACCUCUCCCACUACCUUCUCAGAAACAGCACAGUCUCAUUCAGUGACAUCUACAUAUACCAUGGGUCCACCAACAACAUAUACCACUGAGAUGUCAACAAUAGAAGAAUUUACAAAUGGGACUACUACCACUGAACUGACAACCUCUGAAGAAUCAGGCACAACAAUGACGACAGAAAAAACAUUGCACACUUCCACUCCACCAGUGUGUAAGUGUACAGACCUGAAGAGGAGAGAACAGUGGAAUUGCGGUGAGACGUGGACAGAGGACUGCUUUCAUAAAAACUGUACAGAUGGGAAGAUAGAGUUGACUUCGGUGGUUUGUCCAGAGUCUACAAUCCCAAACUGCCCCAGAGACCAGGUCACAAGAGUCUCAGAUGGAUGCUGUGAAACAUGGAAGUGUGACUGUCGCUGUGAGCUAUAUGGAGAUCCCCACUACAUCUCUUUCCAAGGUGUAACCUUUGAUUUCCUGGACGAUUGCACCUACAUCCUGGUGGAGGAGCAGUCCCCACUUCAUAAUCUGACCAUUGCUGUGGACAACUUCUACUGUGUGCAGGGCCUCCAAGGCUCCUGUGCUAAAGGCAUCAUCUUGAAAUAUCAGAACAACAUAGCUACACUCAGUAUCCUUCCCGAUAUGUUUGAAGUACAGGCCACUCUGAACAACGUAACCAUUGAGCCGCCAUAUGAGGAGCAUGGGUUGAGGUUUGAGACCACGGGGUACAUAGUGUCAAUCUACAUCCCAGAAGUUCGCUCUUAUGUCUCCCUCAGUCCGUAUUAUACCCUGGUGGUCAGUCUGGCUAUGGAGCACUUCCUCAACAACACCCAGGGACAAUGUGGUGUAUGUGGUGGUGGAUCAUGUAUCCGUAAAGGAGGGCAGAUCGAGGAAGACAGCUGCUGUGAUAAGACGGCCUAUGACUGGGUGUACUCUGACCCGCUGAAGCCAGCGUGUGUUUCUGCACCAAGGAACAGAUCUUGUCUUGUACCCUCUGUCAUACCCACUCCCACCCCCUGCCCUGCAAGCCCACUAUGCGAGCUGCUAGACCACCCAGUCUUUUCAAAUUGCCGCAGGUACAUGAAUCUGAACUCUAAAAAGAAGAACUGUGAGUUUGAUUCAUGCAGAAAUGGUCCUUGCUCUUCACUAGAACAAGCUGCUGAUGAAUGCAAGAAGGCUGGUUUCUGUAUUGACUGGAGAGGACUGACUGAUGGAGGCUGUAAUGUGACAUGUCCAGAAGGAUUGGCUUACAGAGAAUGUCAUAACAAGCUGGAUGACUUCUGCGAUGGAGGGAGACAAUAUCCAGGAGCCUCCCUCGAGAAAAACGAGGCAGGCUGUUUUUGUCCCAGUGGCCUCUUCAGGGCAGGAAAUCACUCUGACAUCUGUGUGCCUGACUGUGCCUAUUGUAAAGGACCACUCGGUGAGCCCAAACUGCCUGGUGAGGUAUGGCAGUCCGGCUGUAAUAUGUGUACAUGCAACAACCAGACUCGCACAGAGAACUGUGUUCCAAAACCUCCUGAGCCAGCUCCCCUCUGUGGCCCCAAUGCUGUACCGGUAAACACCUCUUGCUGUGGUGAUCAGAUUUGUGUUGAGAAGACGUGCAGUUAUCAUGGACAAACAUACAAGGUUGGAGACAGAUGGACGGAUGCCGCCCAUCCCUGCUUGUCAUAUAAUUGCAGCAGUGAGGGUAUUCAGACUGAGACUAGAGUCUGUCCCACAGUAAAGUGUCAGGAGGAGGAAAGAAUUUGGGAUGAUCAACACUGCUGCUUUACAUGUAACCAGAGGUGUGCUCCGAAGGUGACCAAUAUCAAUGUUACCGUAGACAACUGUACCACCGUCAUGCAGAUACCUGUGUGUCAGGGCCAAUGUGUGUCUCAGCCCAGUGUCGUGUUACACGGUGACCUGCAGGUGGAGCUGAAGGGCAGAUGCUGUCAGGAGUUGAGCUCAGAGAGGAGACCAGUGACUCUGCAGUGCUUUGACCACACGAUCAGACACUACAGCUACAAGCACAUCACCAGCUGUGAGUGCCGAGCCUGCAGCAUACUGCGCUGAAAAGUACUGACAGCUUAGAGCGGAGCCAAGAAUAACAUUUUGUAAUGUAUCCUUUAGAUUUCCAAAUCAAAUGUAUUCAAUUUUAAUGAAAAAUCCAUCAGUCCUCCAACU